Messenger RNA from Drosophila mauritiana, 521 nucleotides. RefSeq names its product UPF0729 protein GD16342. Lineage: Eukaryota; Metazoa; Arthropoda; Insecta; Diptera; Drosophilidae. The record is from RefSeq and is a predicted model, not a curated record. The transcript has 2 exons. Bases 124 to 426 code for a protein of 100 amino acids.
CAAACGCAAGUGAACUGGCUACACUGACAGAUUUAUUUUGACAAUAAAUAAAUAGUUGAAUUAAGGAAAUCAAAGCGAGAAAUACGAUUUUCCGGAGCCAGUAAGCUAACUUUAAAAAGAACAAUGGUCUGCGUGCCCUGUUUCAUCAUUCCACUGCUUCUGUACAUUUGGCACAAAUUUGUGCAGCCGAUAAUCCUGCGCUACUGGAAUCCAUGGGAGAAGAAGGACGCCCAGGGCAAUGUGAUCCAGAAGGGUCCCCACUUCCCCUUCGAGUGCAAGGGCGGCGCUUGCCCCUUCGUUCCGGGGGCCAAGAAACCGGAGAAGGCCAGUGCUGGCCCCGCCGAGGAAUCCCAAAAUCCGCCAUCGAGUGCAACAGCAGCACUGGCAGCGGAAACGGAAGUGGACGAAUCCAAGAAGGAGAUCUAGUCGAAAUGUUCCAAAUAUUGAUAGUCCGUUUUUUUUUUGACAUAAUAACACAACGCACACAACACAAGAACACUAAUCCAAACUAAGAAGGUUUG